AUGCCUCCAAAGAAGAAGGUCGAAGAAAAGAAGGUCUUGCUUGGUCGUCCAGGUAACAAUUUGAAAGCUGGUAUUGUUGGUCUUGCUAACGUCGGUAAGUCAACUUUCUUUCAAUCUAUUACCAGAUCUCCCCUAGGUAAUCCAGCUAACUAUCCAUUUGCUACCAUCGAACCUGAAGAAGCUAGAGUUAUUGUUCCAUCUCCUCGUUUUGAUAACCUUUGUGAAAUUUACAAGCCUGCAUCUCAAGUUCCUGCUCACUUGACCGUUUACGAUAUCGCUGGUUUGACUAAAGGUGCUUCUGCUGGUGAAGGUUUAGGUAACGCUUUCUUGUCACACAUUAGAGCUGUUGAUUCCAUCUACCAAGUGGUUCGUUGCUUUGAUGACGCCGAAAUUGUUCACAUUGAAGGUGAUGUGGAUCCAAUCCGUGACUUGCAAAUUAUCAAUGAGGAAUUGCGUCUAAAGGAUAUCGAAUUUGCUCAAAAGGCUCUUGAAAACGCACACAAGAUUGCUAGAAGAGGUGGUCAAUCUUUGGAAGUUAAACAAAAGAAGGAAGAAACUGUUUUGAUUGAAAGAAUUAUCAAACUUUUGGAAGACGGUCAAAGAGUUGCCAACCAGGAGUGGACACCAAAGGAAGUGGAAUCUAUCAACUCCAUGUUCUUGUUGACCGCCAAGCCUUGUAUCUAUUUGAUCAACUUGUCUGAAAAGGAUUACAUUAGAAAGAAGAACAAGCACCUUUUGAGAAUCAAGGAAUGGGUGGACAAAUACUCUCCAGGUGAUAUGAUCAUUCCAUUCUCCGUUUGUAUGGAAGAAAAACUGUCGACAAUGUCACCUGAAGAACAAGAAGAAGAAUUGAAGAAAAUCGGUACCCAGUCGGCCCUACCAAAGAUUAUCACUUCAAUGAGACAAAAGCUUGAUUUGAUCUCUUUCUUUACAAGUGGUCCUGACGAAGUUCGUGAAUGGACUAUUAGAGAGGGUACAAAGGCACCACAAGCUGCAGGUGUUAUCCACAACGAUUUAAUGAACACUUUCAUCUUGGCUCAAAUUAUGAAAUACUCUGAUAUGGUCGAAUAUAAAGACGAGAAUGCAAUCAAAUCUGCAGGUAAAUUACUGCAGAAGGGUAAAGACUACGUCGUGGAAGAUGGUGAUAUCAUUUACUUCAGAUCUGCCGCAGGUAAGAACUGA
This is a messenger RNA of Zygosaccharomyces rouxii, 1182 nucleotides long. RefSeq names its product Obg-like ATPase (gene OLA1). NCBI's taxonomy places the organism in Eukaryota, Fungi, Ascomycota, Saccharomycetes, Saccharomycetales, Saccharomycetaceae. The transcript has a single exon. Gene Ontology annotation, molecular function: ATP binding; ATP hydrolysis activity; GTP binding. Gene Ontology annotation, cellular component: cytoplasm. The record is from RefSeq and is a predicted model, not a curated record. The coding region runs from base 1 to 1182 and encodes 393 amino acids.